AUGUGCUGUGGAAGAUACAAUGGAUCUGCAGUUACUUCUGCAACAGAAAUUUCAGAGGUCCAGCAAACACUUGUGAAAGAAGGUGUUACAGAAGUAGAGGUAUCUGAGCAUCGUGUUUUUCCCCUUGGAGAGAACCGCUGGGAAGAUUCUUCUAGACUUAGCAGGAACCCAAAAAAAGGAGGUGAAAGCAAGACAAUGAAUACCACAACAAGGUGUCUUACUUGUCGAGGGAAGGGUCGCUUAUUGUGCACGGAAUGUGAUGGAACAGGCGAGCCAAACAUUGAAGAACAGAAUUUAUAA
Messenger RNA from Prunus armeniaca (apricot), 300 nucleotides. NCBI's taxonomy places the organism in Eukaryota, Viridiplantae, Streptophyta, Magnoliopsida, Rosales, Rosaceae. The record is from the annotation of a GenBank genome assembly.